Pimephales promelas (fathead minnow) is the source of this 6562-nucleotide messenger RNA. It is a transcript of the gene vcanb, whose product is annotated as versican b. The record is from RefSeq and is a predicted model, not a curated record. Gene Ontology annotation, biological process: cell adhesion; positive regulation of neuroblast proliferation; skeletal system development. Gene Ontology annotation, molecular function: calcium ion binding; hyaluronic acid binding. NCBI's taxonomy places the organism in Eukaryota, Metazoa, Chordata, Actinopteri, Cypriniformes, Leuciscidae. Gene Ontology annotation, cellular component: perineuronal net; synapse.
AAAGAUCCCAAGCCAUAGACAUCAGAAUAUUACUGACAUCGGACUGGUGUGAGUGAACUCUUUAGAUAACUACCUCCAAUCCAUGAGAACACCUUAGCAACUGCAUAGCAACAUGCUGAAACUACUCAGAUAUGUAGAAACCACAUUCAAGUGCUCAAACCGCCAAGAUUUAAAUUCACAAAAGAAUGGGAUAACCUGUCACUGGUGAGAAAGUGUCGGUUUGUGUUUUUGUAUAUACAGUAUCUCAAUAUUACAGGAUUUUUUGCUAUGCCACAUUUUUUAUGUCGUCUUGUGUUAGUUUAGCAAAAUCAUCUGCUGAAGUCUUACAGAUAUAGAUAAUCAUACUUCUAACUACAGUUGCAGACAGUCAACUUGCUCUUGAAUGUUUACGGGCCGGCCCAAAGAACAGCCGCUAAUGAGGAAUCUAUGUAUAUUAUGUCUGUGAUUCAGAAUGGAAACCACUGACAACACCCUAUCAUCAAGACAGUCAGCAGGAUGGAUCAGAUUCGUUUUGGGUGGGCACUCUCUGCCCCUCCUCUGGAAACUGACGAAAUCAUGGGUGGACAUGGAAUUUGAACUUGCUGCCGGCUCAUGUCUCCAGUCUUUUCGUGGGCAUCAGGGGAAGAAAGAGCACUGACUUCUGCGGCUGGCUGUUGGAGCAUCAGAUACAUUUGGAGAAUCGGGAAUAGCGUGUCAAUAUUGUCUACUGGGAAAAAUAAAUUUGAGAUGUUAUUGGACGCUAAGCACAUCCUCUGGUUGGUCUGUGCCUGCAGCGCUGUAACCCAAGAUGACUCGGCCCCUAGGAUGAAGGUGGAGAGGAGUCUUCCGGUCCGAGGGUCUCUGGCGGAGCAGGUGGUCUUGCCCUGCCAUUUCUCCAUCCUCCCCGCCCUGACCGACACCCCCAGCACACCCACCGAUGACCAUCUGCGCAUCAAGUGGACUAAACUCGAGGGGGAUGAGGAAAGCAUAGUGAUAGUGGCCCAGAACGGGAUCAUCAAGAUCGGCCAGGGGUUUAAAGACAGGGUGUCUCUUCCCAGCCUCUCCGAGAACCAGGGCGACGCGUCUCUGACCGUAAUGAACCUCAGGGCCAGUGAUGCGGGCGUCUACCGCUGCGAGGUUAUGCGCGGCAUCGAAGACACUCAAGACACCGUCUCCCUGGACGUCAGUGGUGUUGUGUUUCAUUACCGUGCCAACAGCAGUCGCUACAGUUUAGAUUUCGAAAGCGCCAAGCAGGUCUGCACGGAUGUGGAUGCCACCAUCGCCACCCCUGAGCAGCUUUAUUCAGCCUGGGAGGACGGAUUCGACCAGUGCGACGCCGGAUGGCUGGCAGACCAAACCGUCAGAUACCCGAUAACAAAGCCACGGGAAGGUUGCUAUGGCGAUAUGAUACUAAAGCCAGGAGUCAGAACAUACGGACUCAGAAAUUCCUCCGAAAUGUAUGAUGUGUACUGCUACGUAGGAAAACUUCAGGGUGAGGUGUUCUUUUCUGCUGCGGAUGCUAAGGUGACUCUGGAUGAGGCCAGGGCAGUGUGUGAAAGACAGGACACUGUUUUAGCAUCUCCUGGUCACCUGCAUGCCGCCUGGAGAGACGGCUUGGACCGCUGCGACUACGGCUGGCUGUCUGACGGCAGCGCCCGCUACCCCAUCGCUGUACCCAGAACUCAGUGCGGCAAUGGACAGCUGGGUGUGAGGACUAUGUAUCGCUUCCGCAACCAGACGGGAUUUCCUUUACCGAGCGAGAAGCUAGGAGCCUACUGUUUCAAAGGAUGGGAUCCCACAACUGUACCCACGACUGUGGCCAUGACUGUACCCACAGCUGGACCCGCAACAUCUCCAAUUCUCUCGGACAGCCUUCAAGUCUCUUCCCUUAAAGCAACGUCUUCUACACCAGCCCACGGCACCACAGAAGAACCACCAUCCGUGUUUUCUGCAAGCAUGGCUCCACGUGAAAGAGCCACUCCUAAAGCAUAUCCUUCUGCUAAAGCCACAGUUGUUGUACCAACUGAAGCCGAGACAAUUGCAGAUAUGGCAACCCCAACCACAUUUAAUGACUAUGAAGAUCCGGACAAAUCACUGGUGCAUCAGGAACCCCCUGGUGCAAAUACAUACUCUCCUUCUCAGCUAUUCUCAGUCCCCACCUCAACUGAAAGACCCCAUUAUCUAGAUAACUUUUUCUCUAUCCAGCUACCCGGUCAGCCCACCGCAGGGAGCAGUCACCCUGUGUUGGAUACUCCGCAUGAGGAAUACAGUGGAACUGAGGGUACCAUCAGUGGUGACACGGAUACUCCCGAGAGUGUGAUUCCUACUUCGCAUGUGUUUGUUACGACCUUCCAAGGAGACUCAGACGAGCCAAAAAUUGUAUACAAAGAGAACCAAACCACUGCAAACACGACCGAAGAAGGUUCGGCCGUUGCUGAGUCCACCAUGAUAACCCCGCAUUUAAGUGAAGAGGUUGUGCACAACCAGCAGAUUGAAUCCAUGAAGGAUGUCAACUUUUCACUAGACAUCAAUAUGCUUAUAGUCAACAUUGCGGGCCAAAAUCAGUCAGUUGAUGAUGUUCUAAAAUUCCUUGGGCACAACACUCGAGCCCUAACUGGUGAAAAUGAGCCACCUUUGGGCAGUGGAGACCUUGAUAUAUAUCCCUCGGCUUCUGUUACCAUCACCCCAGAACUAAGUUUCAUUAACGGAAAGCACGAGUUGACUCUGAAACCAGACACUGACCAAACUCAGGAGGCCAGAGGAGACCAGUUUGACACUGCUAUCCCACCAACAGAAGAAACCAUCCCUGAUGAUGAGAUAGAAAUACUGUUGACGGAGGCUGAAGGCAUCACUUCCUCCCCUGAGACAAAUGAAUUUGGCUCAACGUCAAGAACCCCAAUUGAGCCCCAUUUCACAACAAAGAGCUCGGGAAGUAUAACCACGACAGAGUUUCCCAAGUUUACAACUAAGUCUCCAAGCCAGAAGAUGACCUCACAAGCCAUAUCAUUUAGCAUUUCGAAGUUCGAAGACGGUUCUGGGAUGCGCCCAACAGAUGAUGAAGAGGAAUUGACACCAUUGGAAGGUUCUGCAGAUGACACGCUGCCAAGAACGGCAUCUAAUGACCCGGAUAUUGUAGUUACUGAUGAGACUGAAAUAGCGGAAACAGAGAAGACUACACAGACAUUUGGGGUGCAUUGCUCCACCAAAGGACCUGUUACAACUCCAUUUGUUACAACUCCAGAAUCCAGAACUGUAGAAACAGAAAUGAAGACAGAAACAGAAGAUUUUGAGGGCUCCACCUCUGCUGAAGAAGAAAGCUCGGGACAAGAUAUAUAUUCAGCAGAAGAGCCAAAACAUUCAACUUUAUCUCCAUCUUUCACGGUUUCUUCUCACAGCUCUAUAAGUUCCUUAACAAGUACUCAUCCCAAAGAGCCAAGGCAACCUGCUAGUUUGGCUCUGUCCAGUACAGAGCCUACGAUUCAGGUGGUCUCAACUUUUCAAACAGGGGCAAUCUCAGAGGAAAGCACUGGUUAUAUUAAACAUUCUGAGAAAGACCAAAACAGAAGUUCAACUGAGAGUCCCUUGUUGGUCCCUGAGAUUGAAAAAGGUGUUAACACGAUCUUCACAUUCUCUGAGGACUUCAGCUCUGGUGAUCAGCCAACUGAAGCAUUCUCAAAUCAACCUUUCACUACAACUAUUGUUCCAUCCCUUCUCAUUCAACAAACUGAAGAAAUUAGUACUUCAAAUGCUAAAGUAUUUGAAGGUUCUGCAGAAGACACAACACCAUUGAGUUUUAUCAAUGUCGAAAGUCAAACAAAAUUCACAACCCAAAGUUCAGAGACCACCAUUCUCCCCAGUGAUGGUCUUAGAGCAGCAAUGUCUUCCUCCCAAGAAAAUCUUGGAAAUCAAGGUUCUGCAGAAGACACAACACCAUUGAGUUUUACCAGUGUCGAAAGUCAAACAAAAUUCACAACGCAAAGUUCAGAGACCACCAUUCUGCCCAGUGAUGGUCUUAGAGCAGUAAUGUCUUCCUCCCAAGAAAAUCUUGGGAAUCCAGGUUCUGCAGAAGACACAACACCAUUGAGUUUUACCAGUGUCGAAAGUCAAACAAAAUUCACAACCCAAAGUUCAGAGACCACCAUUCUGCCCAGUGAUGGUCUUAGAGCAGUAAUGUCUUCCUCCCAAGAAAAUCUUGGAAAUCCAGGUUCUGCAGAAGACACAACACCAUUGAGUUUUACCAGUGUCGAAACUCAAACAAAAUUCACAACCCAAAGUUCAGAGACUACCAUUCUACACACUGAUGUAAUGUCUUCCUCCCAAGAAAAUCAAUUAAUCCAAAAACCAUCUUCAGAAGACACAACCACCACAGUGCAGACACCUGAGACUUCAGAGGAGACAACACAAGAAAUAUCACAUUCUCCACCUGGAAUCUCAACGGAGAAGCCUCUCACUUCAUCUACUCCAGUUUCUAGUCAUCCCCCCACCAGUGUUGCUACAGAAUUAAAUGAGGAAGAGCCAGUUCAGGUCUCGGAUAGAGGCACUACUUCUGCUACUGAAGACAUUUUCAUCACUACCGAAGCCACAAGUACUGUGGCAUUUGAAGCAAAUUCCCCAGAUUAUGAAGAUCAGCCAGGUCCCUCAUUUGUUGAAAGACAACCACCAUCCAGGGAAGAGUUAACCACAAGAAAACCAGAGGUCUGGACGGAAUCCAGCUACACUGUUGAGAGCCAUAAUAUGCUGGAUUUGGAAGGUCUCACACUUUGCUCUGUCAAUGUGUGUGAAAAUGAUGGAAAAUGCUUUUCUAAUGGAAAAGGAAACAUUUGUGUCUGCAUGCCUGGAUUCAGUGGGGAACAUUGUGAAAAUGACAUUGAUGAAUGCCAGUCGAACCCCUGUCGCAAUGGAGCUACAUGCAUUGAUGGGUUGAACUCGUUCAGUUGUGUCUGUCUGCCCAGCUAUUCGGGAGCCCACUGUGAGCAAGAUACAGAGGUUUGUGACUUUGGCUGGCACAAGUUUCAGAGCCACUGCUAUAAAUACUUCACACACCGACGGACAUGGGAAGCAGCGGAAAGAGAGUGUCGUCUGCAGGGCGGUCACCUCACCAGCGUCCUGUCCCACGAGGAGCAGCUCUUUGUAAAUCGUUUGGGCCAUGACUAUCAGUGGAUCGGGCUGAAUGAUAAAAUGUUUAACAAUGAUUUCCGCUGGACCGAUGGACACCCUAUGCAAUUUGAGAACUGGAGAGAGGGUCAGCCGGACAGCUUCUUUUCCACGGGCGAGGACUGCGUGGUGAUGAUCUGGCAUGAGAACGGCCAGUGGAAUGAUGUGCCGUGCAAUUAUCACCUGACCUUCACCUGCAAGAAGGGCACUGUGUCCUGUGGUCAACCCCCUGUCAUAAAAGACGCCCAUAUCUAUGGCAGCAUGAAACCACGCUAUGAAAUCAACUCUCUGGUCAGGUACCACUGCAAGGACGGCUUCAUCCAAAGACACGUUCCUACUAUCAGAUGCCAAGAAGAUGGCCACUGGGGCAAGCCCAAAAUCACAUGCUUGAAUCCAUCUACCUACCAGAAGACGUAUGCACACAAAUAUCAAAACAAUAACUAUUACAACAACAGUAAGAGACGCCACAGUGGGUCCCAUCAUCGCUGGUUAAAAACAACUGAGGACUCCAUACACUGAUCCCCAACCAGAGCUACAGAUGCUUCACAUCCACAGAGAAGGUCUUCAGUCGAAAGGCGCGAAGCCAAACUAUGUGCCUGAUGAAUGUUUUAGAGCUGAAGUGAAUUACCCUGAGGGACUGCAAAAAACACCAUCACACCCACUGAGAGUGUACUUUAUCUUCGACUAUGCAAUAGUGUACAUCGCAUAUUGUAAUUAUGUCUUAAUGUUUUGACAUGGGGAGGAGGGUCUCUGGUUGAAAUGUAUAUAGUAGAGAUAAUGAACAAGUAAAAACAGCUGUGAAUGGUGACUGUAAUUUUUUUAAGUCGUAACCUUACGAAGAAUGGGAUUUCCUUUUCUCCCUGGCUCAAUAAAAGAGCACUAUGGUACGAGCUGAGUAUAAACAAAACAAUUACAGUACGCAUGUACGAAGAGUAAAAGAACAAUAGGCAUUAUAUUGUUUCACAUUGUGGUGAGGGGGGUUCAAAAGGGAUGUCACGGGGCUGGAGGACAAAACAAUGCUGAAAGGACUGCAACUCAUGACUGGAAAACAAAUCUUCAUCGUCAUCUUCCUCGGCAGCAUCCUCUCUAGUUGUGAGGAUUACUCCGAUAACACCAAACUAUUGUACACUCUCAUAAUCAUAUUCUCAUAUGGCAUCGAAAUAUAUAUUUUAGGUUGUUGUUUUUUUGUGGGUUUGUAAUCAUUUUUUUAUUUUAUUUUUUACUUUUUUAAAUGAAUGUCAUGGUAAAAUAUGAAAAUAUGAAUACUGUAUGUGUGGUUGAAUGAACUAGCAGUUUUGUCAAACAUUAUUACAAAUGUUACACGAAGCCAUAGAAGUUUAAUUUAUUGCUGAAGAUACAUAGGCCUAUAACAAUGAAUGAACUGUGAGAUUUUAAAUAAUAAAAGCGCUAUUAGUAUAUUAUGAACACA